Molecule: messenger RNA, 5550 nt
Organism: Astyanax mexicanus (Mexican tetra)
Lineage: Eukaryota; Metazoa; Chordata; Actinopteri; Characiformes; Acestrorhamphidae
Gene: arhgef19
Product: Rho guanine nucleotide exchange factor (GEF) 19
Exons: 16
Coding region: 735-3617 (960 amino acids)
Biological process (GO): regulation of actin cytoskeleton organization; activation of GTPase activity
Molecular function (GO): guanyl-nucleotide exchange factor activity; protein binding
Source: RefSeq, a predicted model, not a curated record
CAGGAAUCCUGACUCUCUCUCUCUCUCUCUCUCUCUCUCUCUCUUACACACACACACACAUACAGACACCAGACACACACACACACUCAUAGACAGGAAAGAUUCUCUCUUCCACCACACCAGACAGCAACUUACGCCUCUCUCUCUCUUUCUCUUUUUCUCUCUUUCUUCUCCUUCCCCUCCACUGGCAGGUGUUAGGAAUAAAGCCAUAAAUAGCUGGGACAAAGGAAGCAAGUAUGGAGGGCAAAUGUCUCUUACCAUGAGUUGUUGGGCAGAGAGAGAGAAAGAAAGAGAAAGAGAGAGAGAAAGAAAUACAGACACAGAGGGAGAGAGAGAGAGAGCAGGACCAUGAGCUAAAAGGGAAGGGAGCUGGCAGAGGGAUCUGCAUUUUAAGUAGCUACAGCAGACAGUGAUUGGUUUCCCUCUUUUCAUGUUCUUUACGGCUGUGUUUUCUUCUGGGGCGAGACAGCAGAGCCGAGGAUCACACAGCAGCAGGACUUUGGACCCAUCAUCUUGACCAGCUUCCAGCGGCGGUGUGGCGUGUGCAUGGAGGACUGUGGCAGUGUGUGGCAGAGCAGGGGAAACGGGAACAAGCCGAGAGGAACACAAGGCAAUCAUGGAUAGUGCUGUGUCUCAGCCAGACGCUCGCAUGGCCUGGAUUUGCAUGAUGAUGCUGGCCCCUGUCCAGUGUAGGAGCUGCUUACACUUAUGAGCUCAUAUGUGCUGCCUAAGCCAUGCUCCCUGGCUAUGGAUUGUCCCCUCUCCCUGACUUCCAGCCUCACCUCCACGCUUUCCGUUGCCGAGGGGAGAGCUCUGCCAUGUGGAUCCCUGGCUCGCCUGAGGCCCAGGUUGCUCUGAGCAACUCCCGGGAGAGCGGGCCUCUUCUGCGCCAGCACAUUGCCGUGUGCCAGCAGGAGACACUAGCCUUCAUUGACCUCCAGGAGCCCAGUACUAAUGGCUUUCGCUCCUCGUCUUCGCUGGGGAGGCGCAGUUCCUCGCCCUGUCUCCCAGGUCCUCCUCAAAACGAGUCCUCGAUAGACUGUUGCCAGAAUGGAGGCACGGUUGCAGACACAGACCUGAACCACAAAAAUCUGAACCGAGAAAGCCACCAAGAGAUAGAGGAUGCUCAGAAUAAUGACGGAGAACCUUGCGUGGACCUGCUUAAGACAGACUCUGAGAAACUCUUGUCCCAGACUUGGGGUGUCAACCCCAGAGACUUGUUCCUUCCUUUGUCCCCCAUGUUUAUGGACCCUCAGCAGCCUGACUCGCCCUCAGAUCUUCAGAUCCCGGAUCAGUUUCGUUUACAGAGACGGACAUCACAGGGAGCUUCGAAGGAGAAGUCUAUACGUCGUAAAAUGAGGGUAUACUCACCCGACAGUCCGAGUGACGAGUCUCUAAGCAGCCCAGGACUGGAGUGUGACUGCCUGUUCCCUGGAUCAUUUGAGUCGUUUGUAGAGGGAGAACUGGGCAUGGUGGGCUCUACCGUCCCCACAUCGCAAAGCUCUAGCCCCUUGUUAGAUCUGGAUGAGGAUCUUGUGCUUACCUCCAUCCCUACACCUCCACCACCUUCCUCUUACUCCCCUCAGGGACACACAGGUCUGGAGGAGACAAAUGACGGGGAGCGGGCGGAGGUGAACCCAGGGGGCAGCGAGGCUCCGGAAGGCUCUGUCUUUCUAUCUGGGACCUCCCUGCCACUUGCGAACCCCCUCCCCCUGCCCCGGGCCCGCUCGGCAGAGCAUGAGCGCCGGCGCUUCUCUGCCUCGGAGCUCAUCUCCCGUCUGCAGCUCUCACAGAGGAAGAACUCCUUCACCCUGAGGCUGGGCAAGUCGCUGUCCGCCCGCGUGGCCUCCCGAGACCGCCAGCCCUCUGGAAACCUCACUGUUGACUACAAACCCAGCACCAGACAGCGCCUUUCAGGAGGAUCAAGCGACAGUGCGCCGCACAGCCCGGUGGGAGUCGCACCACUGCUGCCCUCUGCUGACAGCACUCUGCCACCGCACAGAAGGAGCUCCAAGCUCAGUAUGAGGAAAGAUUCCAUUGAUGAAGAUGGAGAUGUUCCUCCCAGAACUUCCAAACGCUUGUCCCGCUUUCUGCCCAGCUUGGUCCUGUAUCAAGAGUACAGUGACGUGGCCAUUAACAGAGAGAUCCAGAGGCAACAGGGGGCAGAACCUGGAACUGAUGAGGACAGGGGUGGAGACUACCCCUCCCCCAGCAACCUCUCCCCCUCCAGCUCCUUCCGCUCCUCACGGGGCUCGGCCUUCUCCCUCUGGCAGGAUAUUCCUGAUGUGCGGAGCAGUGGAGAGCUGGACAACUUCAGCAACGAGGAACGCAAACUGCAGGAGGCUAAGUUUGAGUUGGUGACAUCUGAAGCCUCGUACAUCCGCAGCUUGUCCAUUGCGGUGGACCACUUCAUGAUGUCUGUGGAGCUGACUGAGUGCCUGGGGGCUCAAGAGAGACAGUGGCUUUUCUCCAAACUGCCUGAUGUAAAGGACGUCAGUGAGAAGUUUCUGCAGGACCUGGAGCACCGGUUAGAGGCAGAUAUCCUGCGCUUUGACGUGUGUGAUAUUGUCCUGGAACACUGUCCUGCACUUCGGAAGGUCUACCUUCCAUACGUUACCAACCAGGCUUACCAGGAGCAGACCUACCAGCGGCUCCUGCAGGAGAAUCCCCGCUUCCCUGGAAUCCUGGCCCGUCUGGAGGAGGACCCCAUUUGCCAGCGGCUCCCUCUAACGUCAUUUCUCAUCCUGCCUUUUCAGAGGAUCACACGUCUUAAAAUGCUGGUAGAGAACAUCCUAAAGAGAACAACGCCUGGUUCACGAGACGAGGACACUGCCACCAAAGCUUUUAAUGAGCUGAAAAAGAUUAUAAAGGAAUGUAACUCCAGUGUACAGUCCAUGAAGAGGAUGGAAGAGCUAAUUCAUCUCAAUAAGAAAAUACACUUUGAGGGAAAGAUCUUUCCUCUCAUCUCUCAGUCUCGCUGGCUGGUAAAGCACGGCGAGCUGUUGGAGGUGGACACGCAAACCAUGAGCAUAUCCGGCUCCAAACUGAAACUGCCUACCCGACCAGUGUAUCUGCACCUGUUUAACGACUGCCUGCUGCUCUCCCGGAGAAAAGACACGUGGAAGUUCAUGGUGUUUGUGCACGCGAAGAUCGGCGAGCUGAAGGUGAAGGACUUGAGUCAGAAGCUUCAGGGCAUCUCAGGCUUCAUCUUCCAUCUGCAGCUAUGUGAAGGCCAGCAGCUCAAACAUCAGAUCCUGCUCAAGUCUCAGACAGAGAGUGGUAAACAGAGAUGGAUAACAGCCAUGUUUCCUCCUGACCCAAAGACAACCAGUGAACAGACCAAUGAGAAUGAAGAUCUGUCUCAGGUUCAGUGCAUUAAGAGCUAUCAGGCGCAGGAGCAUGAUGAACUCACACUGGAGAAGGCGGAUAUCCUUCAAGCUAAAACCAUUACGAGUGAUGGAUGGGUGGAGGGGAUCCGGUUGUCUGACGGAGAGAGGGGCUGGUUCCCCAAAACAUACGUGGAGGAAAUUACAAGCCGCAGUGCUCGCUUACGAAACCUCCGCGAGAACAUUCGCAUCAAGUGUGUUACUCAGAAACUAGAGGGCGAGUCUCAGUGAGGGCCUGUCCUGCUGUACAGUACAACCUUUUAUUUAAUUCUUGCUUUAUAUAAAAAGAGAAAGAGUUUAUUUGAUGUUAAAGUUAGAGUCUCAUCACCUGCAAACAAAAAAAAAAGGUUUGGUUGUCUGAACAUCUGGAUGUGGAGUGGAUUUCCAGUGGUGGGCAGGCAUGUUCAAUACUGUAGGUGCACUUCAAUGGAAACUGAUGGAAAAUGGGGAUCAUUACAUCGUCAGUACUCUUACAUUUGCUUUCUCUUUCUUUUGCUGUUAGAAUAUGUAGAUAUGUAGCAUUUUAAUGGAGCACUACUUACUGUCUUACAAUCAUAAAAAGGGACGUUACAAAAGAGAACAGCUAAAAUAUCUGGGUUAAACAGGUAAUAAUGAGGGGAAUGGCAUAUGAACAGAGCUUGUACUUGUGCUGCCUUCAGGUCCACUUUGGAAGUUCAUACUUACAUACUUAUUUUGGAUCUUACAAUAUUGAGAUGAUUUACGUUCAAAUAGUUUUGGCAAAGGUUUUUUGUAUACUUCUGUUUUUUGUUGCCAACAGAGAGCAAUCAUAUAUAGAACUACAAACAGAAAUCACAGAAAAUGUUAUAAGAAAGUUUAUCAGCUUUUUGAAAAGGUUCCAGGAGGCCUGUUGUUACGAAUGAGGAGGGAUGGACGUAAGUGCAGAUAUAAAUGUAUACAUUUAUUAAACAAUAUAAAUAAAAACAAAACAGAACACAAAACACGGGUAGCGCAAAAAACUCACAAAAACAAGACUAGAAUAUAUAUAUAUAUAUUAUAUAAAGACUAAGAGAAACUAAGGAAACAUGAAAUUAAAAACAUAACUCUUAACAUAGAAUAACUAGGAACACUUACUAAGAUAAUAAAACAGACCUGGAGUGAAGAAACAGAGAUUAAAGGAAUGCAAACUACAAAACCCAUAAACAUACAUACAGAGGACAUGGAGACAAAAGACUCGACAAGCAAACACUCAUACAGAUACUAUUUAUACACGAGGGUGAGGACCAGUAAUGAGGGGGUGGGGUUACAAACAGGACACAAGGUGACAACACUCAUGGCUAGGGCGGAGACAGGAACAAAAACACAACAGUAGCACAUGGCUGGAAACAGCUUUCAUACAAGAGACCACAACUAGACAUUUUAAAAUGAAUGAGAAAACGAUGGAAUGAGACCUUUAAAAUAAUUACAAUAAUAUUGCUUCUUGCAAUUACUUUUAGAACAAAAUAUCAUCAUGACCAUAUUAUCCAAAAAAUGUAGCUAUCCAAACAGGCCUAUUUGUAGCAUGUUAAGUCAUGUGUAGGCGAAAGUAAACUGUUAAUAAAAAAUAAUGCGGUGUUUAUAUAUAGCUAACUUACACAUAACAAAUUUAAAAUAUUUAUUUCAACAUUUAUAUUGACACAUUUGAUUAAAAAAGUUAGAGUUACUCGAAAAAAUAAAAUUUCUCCACUUGUAAAUAUGAAUUUGUUAUGGUGUUGAUAUGUUUCAUCUCAUAAAACCCAAUAAUUCCAACAUGGCUUGAAGGCAGCACUAGUUUGUGUGUUUGAAUAUGGCUCCAUUGCACUUCAUUAUAAAGGAGGAUUAAGUAACUAAGUCAUUUCAGUGGUUGUAACAGUUGUAAAUAUUCAAAAUUUAUUUCUUCAAUGAUUCAAUGUAAUGUUGAACUGAAUUUAACUGAUUUAAGACAUUGCUGUUGCAAAUGAUUGGUCUGUUGUCCACUCCUACUUUUACAAACACUAUAGAUGCAUCUCGAUGACCAUUAUUUAUGACAGUAGGAUGUGGAUAUUUUUUGUAAUUUCUGUUUGGAGAAAAUACACUUAUAUAUAAUUAUGCUGAGCAUGGUCUAUAAAAGCACAAUAGAGAUAUAUUUCUUUGUGUUGCAUUCUUGUAAAUGUUUUAUCUUUAAAAUAAAUGCAGAUAUCUGAAACCA